AUGGGAAUCUGUGCGCUGGCCCACCCGUGGGAGGGACUGUUCAUCGGCGCGGUGGGCGCGCUGAUCGCCUGCGGCUCCACGGAGCUCCUGGAGAGGUGGCAGAUCGACGACCCGGUGGGUGCCGUGCCCGUGCACUUCUCCUGCGCCGUCUGGAGCCUCAUCAGCAUCGGCAUCUUCGGGAGGAUAGACACGCUGGAGCACGCCUCGCAGUUCAACGGACUCAUAGCGGGUGGAGGGUUUUACUUGCUGGGUAUCCAGGUUUUGGCCGCCACCUCUCAGAUCGCCUGGACCAUCAUUACCUCCUACCUAAUCCUGAAGGUGGUGGAUGUGACAGUAGGACUGAGGGUUCCACUGGACAAGGAGAUACUCGGAGCGGACUACUGUGAACACGGUGUCGGCGGACCCGACGACCGAGACAUGCCGGAGGGAGCUUCCGAGGAUGACGACGACCCUCAGGACAUCGACUCUCCUAGGCAUGAGACACAUUUCCUCGGUUACCAUCAUGUCGACCACGGUCCAGAGCAUCAUCACCAUAACCACCAUCACCGUCACGUAGACAUGGAGGUCGUUGAGAGAAAGAUCAACCGCCGACACUCCGGCGGGUACUGCGGGCACAGCUUCCGUCAAAAGCACCGCAUUCGUCUGCCUAAAUCGUCGGUCUCUUGUUGCCUCCAUUGCUGCCAGUGUCAGUGUCACCUCUACGACAAAGUACUAUCUGAUUGCAGCGAUUCCGACAAAGAACUUGAGGAAAACUUGAAAAAGAAGAAGAAGAGAAGGAACGUCUUGUCCUGCUGUAGGCGGCUGGUGCAGCGCCGUAAGAAACGGCAGGAGGCGAAAGAAGACGGUGACUACUUGAGACGUGUUGACGGUGGCACCAAUCUUAAAGACGUUGGGACAAAUACGGGAGGUCUGAACGUCGUGUCGCAGGAAAUAGUAACUGGAUUGUAG
This is a messenger RNA of Branchiostoma floridae (Florida lancelet), 948 nucleotides long. RefSeq lists its product as uncharacterized. Gene Ontology annotation, molecular function: ammonium channel activity. NCBI's taxonomy places the organism in Eukaryota, Metazoa, Chordata, Leptocardii, Amphioxiformes, Branchiostomatidae. The transcript is spliced from 4 exons. The coding region runs from base 1 to 948 and encodes 315 amino acids. The record is from RefSeq and is a predicted model, not a curated record. Gene Ontology annotation, biological process: ammonium transmembrane transport; ammonium homeostasis. Gene Ontology annotation, cellular component: membrane.